AUGGUUCCUAAAAUAGAAAGUACGACCAAAAAUAGAAGAAAUGGAGUGGCCUUUGUUAUCGACAAAUGCCCAACAAAAUUUGUGGAAGACUAUGAACCUAUCAACGACCGCAUAAUCAAAAUUACAAUAUCUUCCAGGCCAGUAAAACUUCAUAUUAUUCAGGUUUAUAUGCCUACUUCGGCUGCUUUGGACACAGUGUACACACAAAUUGAAAAUAUCAUCACAGAAAUACCACAGAAGGACUUAUUGAUAAUAAUGGGAGAUUUUAAUGCUAAGAUAGGCAAUACAGAAAAUGACGAUAAUCUACGGUGCAUUAUAGGAAAAUUUGGACUGGACACCAGAAAUGAGAGAGGAAAUAGACUCCUUCAGUUUGCAAUAAAGAACAGUUUUUCAAUAACUAAUACCGUGUUCAAACACCAUUAUCGGCGUCUUUCUACUUGGACCUCACCAACAGGUGAAUAUAAAAACCAAAUUGAUUAUGUCUUAAUAAGAACAAGAUGGAGAUCAUCAGUUAAUAAUGUCAGAGCAAGACCCGGAGCAUUCUGCAACUCUGAUCAUAAGCUACUAAAAGCGGAAGUAACAUUAAAACUCCAUACAACAAAAAAAUCAAAGAUCAACCCAAGACUUGAGACUACAGCUAGUUCAAUCUUACAACAGACUCUCCGAAAUUUAGACCCUCCAUUCUUUACAAAUAACCCAUAUGAUUUAUGGACACAAACAAAAAGUUGGAUUUUAACUGGAGUACAACAAUGCACCACACAACAUCGACCACAGAAAAAGAAACAUUGGUUGAGAAAUAAUAGCGUUACAGAUGAAAAGAAGAAAGAGCUAGAUAAAAGAAUCAAAAAGACUUAUAAGAAAGUCAAAAAUGAUUAUUUCGACAGUAUAUGCAGUGAAAUUGAAGUCCAUGCAAUUAAUAAUCAGAUUCAUGAACUUUACGAUAAAUUAAAGUCGGUGGAUGUUAUAAAAGCGUAUAUUACGAGGAUUCGAGAAGUAAAUCCUACUUUAAAUAUAAUUUCGGACGAAAGGUUUAAGGAUGCUCUACAAGAUGCAGAAAAAGCGGACCAAUUCAUCGAAUCAGAGAAAAAUUCUGUGAAAGUAUUAGAAGAUUUAUAUCCAUAUUUAGGAGUUCCAUUUACUACUAAGGAAUCGAUGUCAGUUCAAGGAAUGCUGAAUACCGCAGGCUUGUACAGUUCUAAGGGCAGAAGAGCAUCGAAAGAUUCCGACACCGUAGUACUUAUGAAAAAAGCUGGAGGAAUUCCGCUGGCUGUUACCAACGUGCCAGAGUUAACUAUGUGGUGGGAAACAUACAAUAAUGUGUACGGCAAAUCUAGAAAUCCGUACGAUCCUAGAAGAAUUGUCGGUGGAAGCAGCGGAGGAGAAGGAGCUCUUUUAGGUGCUGGUGGUUCAGUAAUUGGCAUUGGUUCGGAUGUAGGAGGUAGUAUUCGUAUACCAUCGUUUGUGAAUGGCAUAUUUGGUCUUAAGCCAAGCAAAGGUAUCGUUUCUAACAUAGGACAAGUACCGGACAACGGUCAUCUAUAUGAUGAUUUUCUCUCAACGGGACCAAUGUGUCGUUACGCUACGGAUUUGUUACCUAUGUUAAAAGUAUUGGCCGACAAAAAUGUAUCCAAACUUAGACUAGAUAGGAAGGUUAGUUACGUUUUUAAAAGACAAUAAUCAAAUAAUUUAUCAGUCAUGGACCAUAACACUAUAUACCCAUUUUUAUGGUUCCGACUCACUUUUCCAGAAGCUGUUUUCCAUAGUCUUAGUACUGUACUGUAAAUAAAGGUUUUACUUCUAAAACGAAUUUCAAGUAUAUAACAUCACACAUUUGAAAAAAAAGCAUAUAUUAUAUUCAUACUUAUUAUUUGUUUUAAAACAUUUUAAAGUUCAAAAGCCAAUGAAGACAAAGUUCUUUGCCAGUAAGAAUUGUCCUUUUUCAUACCACAGGAACACAAAAUCAUUUCUCGACCUUUCAAGGUCCCCUUUGAAAAAUGUAAAAAUAUUGGUGGGGGUCAUUUUUUGAUGAUCGUUACACUUUUUCUCUGUUAUAUAUGUAGUAGCCAGCCAGGAAAGUAAAAUUGUUAAGUCAUGUGUCAUCAGUUAGAGUUUAAAAAUUAUAGUUUGUAUAGCAAAAAAACUAAAAUAAAAAAGUUACUAAAGUAUAUUCAUAAUUAAAAGGAAAUAAUUAAAUAAAAAAGGAAAAAUUUUUCAUUUAAAUAUUAAAUUCAGUCUUCAUAAAAAUCAUCUUUUAUACAAUAGAUUCGGGACAAUUUCGAGACAAUUUCGGGAAUUUAGUCAGACAAUAUGGCGACUCAAUACGUGCGGUAAACUGAUGUGAUGAGAGUUGUGACAGAAACUGUUGUAUAUAUGCGAGAUAUGUAUAAAUAUUGGAGCUGGAAUCGAGAAAAAGGAACGAAAAC
Centruroides sculpturatus (bark scorpion) is the source of this 2423-nucleotide messenger RNA. RefSeq lists its product as uncharacterized. The record is from RefSeq and is a predicted model, not a curated record. Gene Ontology annotation, molecular function: catalytic activity. Bases 1 to 1677 code for a protein of 558 amino acids. NCBI's taxonomy places the organism in Eukaryota, Metazoa, Arthropoda, Arachnida, Scorpiones, Buthidae. The transcript is spliced from 7 exons.